AUGUAUUGUACCAAUAAACCAGCAGUAGUAGUAGCAGAAGAAGACGACAACGAGGACGAUGGUGGUAUAGCAACAAUGAUAGAAGAUCAAUUUUGUUCUGUUCGACCGCCUCGGGAGCGAAGAAACCACAACAGUAGUAACAAUAACAUUUGUUCAAAUAUACAUUCUAUUGACGAGACUGAUCCUACUAAAUAUCAAACGACAAAUCGAUCGGCGUCUUUACCAGCACGACAAACAUUUCCUUCGAAUAAAAGCACCGAAGACAGCGUAGAAGAACGUCGACGAUAUGCAAGCGGUUCAAAUAAUCAUAACAAUAAUAACAAGACUAAAACAACUUCAUUAGUUACUUCAUUUCUACAAUAUUUACGUAGCGAACUAAAAGCAACAACGAAUGAAAACAUAAAUGAUUAUCAAAGAAUUAGACAAAAGAAAUCGUCUGAAACAAUCGACUGUAUAUCUCAAACAUUUUAUUUAACAAAUAAUUCGCGUCGUCAAUCGAAUCGAAAUCGAAUGUCAUCAUUAUCAGCAUCAUCGUCCUCGUCGUCUUCAUUAACUCCUUCUUCUCCAUCGAUGCCUAUUAGUUUGAAUAAAUUAUCGAAUGAGAAUCUUUUAAAAAAUACAUUUGAUAAUGAUCAUACUGCCGAUGACAAUGAAAUUUUAACAUUAAUCAAUUUACUUAUUCUACGUGUUGAAUGUUUAAAUAACGAUAGUACAGUCGCUAAUGUGACAAACACUAAAACGAAAUCUUCGACAAUUCGAAAGAUCGAUCAAAAUCUAAUUGAAUACUUGUAUUUUCUUUUUAAUAAAUUUGUUGAGGACGAAUCCGAUUCAAGUACUCCGUCUAUAAUCAAUAAAACAAGAUUCGUCAAUGUUUGUCAAACAUUAGUACGCGAUGGUUCGCUUAAUAUUUCAUUAUCAUUUUCAUCACCCGACCAUUCGUGCUCGGAAUCGACUAUUACAAAUAACAGUGAUCAAACAUUAAUGCAAACAUUGGUACGUGAGUACAGACCAGAUGCAGAUCUAAUGACAGCAAAUCAUUCACCGAUCAAUAAUGAACAAAUUUCAUCUAUAACAAUGAACGAUGACGAUACCUGGCUUAUUGUUGAUUUAGAACAGAUAAAACCACAAGACUCAAAGCCAUCGUCUGAUGCAUUAAAAUGUCUAUUAUUAUCAACAACCUCCGAUGAUCAAUUAUUACCAGCAAAUGAAAAUUAUUUUUCCGUUGAUGAAGUAAAAUCGUGCGAAUCCGAAUCUUCACAUAGUAACUAUUAUUCACCGGAUUCAUCGUUGGUUGAUACUGAAAACAUGCCACAAGAAGCAGAUGAAACAAAUAAUAUUAAUAAUAACAAUAAUAAUACUGCAGUGUUCGAUCAAGAAGGAUCAUCGUCAUCAACAGAAUAUACUUCAAACAAUACUAAUGUCAUUAAAGAAGCAAAAGAUACGACAAGCAAUAGCAACAUUUGUACAGGCUUAACUCAUGAUUGCACUACUAAUAGUAAUGAACAAGUAGCUUCAGCAUCAUCUAUAGACACAGUGGAACAGAUGACAACGAGUUCAAGUGAAAAAAUGUCUCGUCGUGAACGAAAAAUGCAAGAACGUUGGACAACAACAACGAAAGUUAAUAAAACCUGUCAGGAACAGCUGCCAACAAAAUCUUUUCUUGGCGUAGAAUUUCCACCAAUUGCUGUACUUAGACGAAAAUUUUCUUCAUCGCCACCAUCAAAAUCAAAUACAUUACCAAUAAAAAAGAAAGACAAUUCUUCUAGUAAAACAAAAACAUCAAUGAAAAAAGAAGAUAAAAAUAAUUCUUCACAAGAUAACAUCAGCAAAUCGAAUGGAUAUAUUUCAUUAACACCAUUGAAUCGUUCGAUGUCAUUACAAAAUCAGGAGAUUAACACCUCAAUAACGACAGACAUCGUCGACCAAACGAAAAAUGAACAUCAAGUACUUGAUGAUUUACAAUCGAAUGAUACUUCGUCGAUACUAAUUUGUUAUGAUGGUAAAACCAAUGAUGAUGCUCAACAAUCAUCGAAAAUUAUAUUAGAUUUAUUAAGAGACGUGAAAAGUCUUCAGGAAGAUAUGAAAAUAAAAACAAAACAAGACCUAACCGAAUAUGAAAAUGAAAUUUUUACACCUACGAACAACGAUUCAGAUCACUACGAACAGAUGAAUAUAAACAAUAACAAUAAUAAUAAUAAUAAUAACUCGAGAACGAUCAAUGAUUCAUGUGAUUCACAUUCACCUUCAUCUUCUUUAUUAUUAAAAUCUUCUUCGUUACUGACAAAUGCAGAUGACGACAAAACUAUUGAACUUUUACCAACAGAAAUUCUAGCAGUAGUAGUAAAAGAAGAAGAAGAAGAAGAAAAAAAAGAAGAAGAACAUUGCGACGACGACAACGACGACAAUGUUCGUGUAGAGAAAAAGAACCAGUGCGAUGUCGAGCACAACAACCACCAUGCAUUGGGAACAAUAUUAAUAAACGAUGAAUCAACACAGCCAGUUUUAUUAGAACAAGAAAAAAAAAGAAAACGAAGAAGAACAAGAAAAAGAACGGCCAUUACCUACAUUAGAGCAAUGCAAUCAUCAACAAUUUGA
Rotaria socialis is the source of this 2595-nucleotide messenger RNA. Lineage: Eukaryota; Metazoa; Rotifera; Eurotatoria; Philodinida; Philodinidae. The record is from the annotation of a GenBank genome assembly.